CUAGGCCGAGGAUUAGAUCUCACGUACCAGCUGGUGUCAAAGACCUGCCCCUUGAUGAUCUCCCGAAAGCACUGCGUUUUCCAGCAAAAUGCAGAAGGGCAGUGGACUGUCAAGGAUAACAAGAGUCUAAACGGUGUGUGGCUUAACAGACAGCGCCUGGAUCCCUCAAAAGCCUACCCUAUUGCUGAAGGAGACCGUAUCCAGUUGGGAGUGCCUUUGGAAAACAGAGAGACUGCCGAAUACGAGUAUGAAGUGAUUAAAGAGGAAUGGGAGAAAAUCAGGCCCUUUUUAGCCCAAAAGAGCGACCUAGGGAAAGGGAAGAGUUCAAGAGCGAAACGUAAAUUUAGUUUGGAGGAGUUGGAGACGUCUGGAUCAGAAGGGCCUUCAAACUCCAGAUCCAAAAGAGACAGAGUGUCCUGUGACAAUGAACCUUUGGGUAAAUCAUGGGGCAGGGGAGGAGAGGCCAAACAGUUACCAAAGACCGACAUCACGCUGCCUUCUCCCGGACCGAGCGAGGAGGAGAGCAGCCCGGUGCCCAGCAGCCCUGUGUGCUCUCAGAAAGCCGUGGCUGUCCCCCUGCAGGACCAGAAAGGCUCUGGUCUGGCACAGUCGUGGACUGGCUUGGAGAUGCUGAGGAAAACCCUCGCGGAGAUCCUGAAGUUGAAGGUGAAGGUGCAGGAGAAGCAGGCGGCCGUGCUGAGCGUGAGGCAGCGGCGCAGGAAGUGUGCUCAGAAGGAGAUCCUGGCCAUGGAGCAGGAGCUGCGGGACUUGCAGGACCGGCUGUGCACGGAGCAGGAGCACCACCAGCAGCAGGUGGAGGAGCUGGAGAGGACGUUCUCCGAAGAGCAGCAGAAGCUGGAGGUACAGCGGUGGCAACGUGGGGAAGAGAAUCUGAAGGAGCAGCUGGCCCAGGUCCUGCAAGAGCAUCAUGCUUUGAUGGAAGAACUGAACCGUAGUAAAAAAGAUUUUGAGGAGAUAAUUCGGGCCAAGAAUAAAGAACUGGAAGAAACCAAGGAGGAGAAGGAAAAGGUGAGAGCCCAAAAAGAAGAGGUGUUGAAUCAGAUGAACGACGUGUUGGAGAACGAGUUGCAGUGCACAAUCUGUUCUGAGCACUUUAUCGAGGCCGUCACGCUGAACUGCGCCCACAGCUUCUGCUCCUACUGUAUCCACGAGUGGACGAAGCGCAGGGCGGAGUGCCCCAUCUGCAGGCAGGAGAUCACCUCGCAGACGCGCUCGCUGGUGCUGGAUAACUGCAUCGACAGGAUGGUGGAGAAGCUGGGGGUGGAGACGAAAGAGCAUCGCCUGAGCCUUAUCAGAGAGCGGAAAGAGAAACAGAAUGCGUCGGUGAAACCAGCCACAGGCAAUGACAGCGGUGCCAUUCCGUCCGUCUACUCCAUCUUGUCGAUGAGCAGUUGUGACAGUGAGGACUCUGAGGAGGAUUCUUACUAUAAUGGAAGCUACUACGUUAUCUAAGCACUGUUCCCGCAGACUCAUUUGCCUGGGGGCUGCCCAGAACCAGCUUAACG
This is a messenger RNA of Leptosomus discolor (cuckoo roller), 1526 nucleotides long. The record is from RefSeq and is a predicted model, not a curated record. Lineage: Eukaryota; Metazoa; Chordata; Aves; Leptosomiformes; Leptosomidae.